AUCACAAGAAUGAUACUUAUCAAAUCACUCCUCCUAGCAAACAUUUGUCAACAAUUACCGUUUAUCCUUUUCUUCAGAUUCAACUUCGUAUUAAUGACCAACUAAUACCUUACGUCCUACUAGAUGACUAG
Dentiscutata erythropus is the source of this 131-nucleotide messenger RNA. NCBI's taxonomy places the organism in Eukaryota, Fungi, Glomeromycota, Glomeromycetes, Diversisporales, Gigasporaceae. The record is from the annotation of a GenBank genome assembly.